Trematosphaeria pertusa is the source of this 1500-nucleotide messenger RNA. RefSeq lists its product as uncharacterized. Lineage: Eukaryota; Fungi; Ascomycota; Dothideomycetes; Pleosporales; Trematosphaeriaceae. Bases 1 to 1500 code for a protein of 499 amino acids. The transcript has a single exon. The record is from RefSeq and is a predicted model, not a curated record.
AUGCCCGAACCAGCGUUGUGCCGCUGCGGCGCGCGUAGCACCUCGUCCCAGCCGUUCAGCGCGACAGAAGCGCAUCCCUUUUCCGCGUCCACCCCAUACAUUCCACCCGAAAUCCUCGCAAGCAUUUGCGCAUACCUUCCCGACGCCGAGCUUCGCAGCGUUCGACUCGCUAGCAGGGCUUGCGCCGGUAUUGCGGCGAAAUACCUCUUUCACGCGAUUAAAUUUCACGCUAGUAACGCGAGCUACGAUCGGCUGGUUUCCAUCGCGAAGAAUGAGCGGCUUAGGAGAUGCGUUAAGAGCAUUUUUUGGGAUACAAAUCUCUGGGAUUUAGGAGUACACAGUUUUCAGGAAUGGUUGGACUACAUACAUUGCGGCGGCGAGUUCCUCAGAAAGCACUGGUCCCACGAGACUCUGGAAGAGAUGGAGCAAGCGCUUCCCAAACCGAAUACCACGGAACAAACUGAGCUCGAUUCAUGGGAACGACGGUGCGAUAACUUCUACUACCCGGUGCUAGAAAUUAAGAUCGCUACCUCUUAUCGUCGAUACGUGGACCAAAGAGAAGACGAGGAGGAUAUGUUGCUAUCCGGCCGGCUGCAGCCAGAAAACUUGCGAGUCAUUCUCCGGGACUUCACAGCUCUGCGGGCGAUAGGAAUCAUCAAUGGUUGCCUUCGAUUUCGGAAUGGCGAUAUUUACGUCCAUUCGGAGCGGGGAUUAUGGAGGGGCAUGAGGAGGCACCGCAAAGACCUUCCAGACAGUUUCUUCGACAUCCUGUCCUUUCAAGCAGCCCUUCUUGCCGCACCGGAUCUUCGCGCAAUCGAGGCACAUGAAAUAGAUUGGCGAGCAUUCCAACCGGAUCACUACUUCUCUGGCCUGGACCAUGUCGUUGCGGACAGCCUUACUAGCCUUCAUCUGACGUUCGCAUUAUUCGUGGAAGAGGAGCAGGAUAAUGCCAUCGACGAAUGCGACGCAGCACUUUCAAAGGGACUGUUGAAGCGAUUCCUCACCAAAUUCGCGAGUCUUCGUACCUUGUACCUUGACCUAAACUGCCGGGGGAACCCACCACACAACAACGCUCCGGGCGAGGUGCGCCAUAUCUUCCCUCCCCAUCGAGCCUGGCCACGUCUCGAGAAUCUCACCCUCAAACACGUUGACUCUACGGAGCAGGACAUGAUUCAAUUGCUCAGCAACCACGCCUGCUCACUGAAACAGCUGCAUCUUCAAGACAUCUAUCUCGAUCCGAAGGGUUCCUGGAUUAACAUCGUUACGACUAUCCAACCUCUCCUCACACUCGACUCGGCUAGCUUCUCUGGUGAUAUUUACAACCAAUUGGGUAUGACUGAGGGCGUGGAUACGCAUGACGACUGGGAUGGGUGGAACAUGAAUGAUAGCAAAUUAGCCAAAGCCUUGAGCGAUUAUCUGGUCCAUGGCGGGGACUGUCCAAUCAAGCACAACAAUCAAGCGGGUGUCAUCAAAGGAGUCGUACAGCCCAUCCCGGAGUAG